Molecule: messenger RNA, 11200 nt
Organism: Myxocyprinus asiaticus (Chinese sucker)
Lineage: Eukaryota; Metazoa; Chordata; Actinopteri; Cypriniformes; Catostomidae
Product: inaD-like protein
Molecular function (GO): protein binding
Source: RefSeq, a predicted model, not a curated record
AUGUAUGAGAAUGUACCGACAGUGUCUGCUUCCAAGCGGCAGCAGGUGCUUCAGGCCUCGGAGAGGCUGCAGUCCAAGCUCAUGCAGAGGGAAGAGUGGACAAACAGUGACAGGCAUGGCACGCUGAAGGAAGCCCUGCAGAGCCCUCUGUUUGGCCACAUCCUCACCCUACAGCACUCCGUCAAACAGCUGAAAGACCAGUUAAACAGCUUGUCCCCAGACACCUGCAGCGAGUUCAGUUUCUCUAAAAAGGGCCAGUUGAUCGUCAGAGCAAGUCGUCCGUCCAGUAGCCUGGGAUCCGUGGUGUCCAACGAUAUAGUUUCGAUGAAUGCAUCUUCCGAGCAGCUUCAGAAAUGGAUAUAUGCUGCGGCAAAUGGAAGGAGAACGGAGCUGAGGCUGCAGAAGCCAUUAUCUGGAGGCUUGGGCUUCAGUGUGGUGGGCCUGAGACUGGAGGGGGUGGGCAGUCAUGGUGUGUUCGUCAGGCAGGUACAACAAGGGAGUGUCGCAGACAGGGAUGGAAGAUUGCAGAAGAAUGAUCAAAUUUUGGCGAUUAAUGGGAUUCCUCUGGAUCAGAGCGUGACCCAGCAGCAGGCCAUCGCUCUCCUCCAGCAGCAGAGAGACCAUGUGGAGCUGGUGAUGGCCAGAGACAUUGCUGCCAAGCCUAGGCUUUCUACAUCUGGACCCAUUCAGACGGACCAGUGGGGACACUUGGAGGAGAUUGAGCUGCUGAACGAUGGCUCCGGCCUCGGCUUUGGGAUUGUCGGAGGCAAGACAACAGGAAUGGUAGUCAGAACCAUGGUGCCCAACAGUGUGGCAGAUAAGGACGGGAGGCUGAGAGAAGGUGACCACAUCCUGUGGAUCGGUGAGACGUCCACGCAGGGCUUGGCCAGUGACCAGGUGGUGCAGGUGCUGCAGGCCUGCGGUAGUCGCGUGUGCAUGCUGAUCGCACGAGACCCUCUUGGGGCACCCCAGCCUCCGCCCCCACCUCCACCUGCCCCCACCACUGCUCCCAUCACCUCCCCUCCCCCUCUACCUCCUGUAGCAGCCAACAGGCUCAGCAAAACAGUAGUUCCAUUGAUGCAGCCAAACUUGGAGGGCUACGAAAUCCACAAAGUUGCGUUAAAAAAGAAAGAAGGCCAGAGCCUCGGGAUCUCAAUAAUAGGAUAUAAUGCAUUCAUCAGUGAGGAUGCCGUGGGGGUCUUUGUAAAGUGCGUGGUUUUAGGCAGCGCCGCUGAGCAGAGCGGUAAAAUCCAUGUCAACGACAGGAUAAUAGCGUUGGAUGGAGUUAACCUCCAUGGAUUCACCAACCAGGAAGUCUUGGAGGUAAUGAGGCAGACGGGCGAGACGAUACACCUUACCCUCAUUAGGAAGAUCGCCUCACCCAAAAGGACACACGUAGAGAAAUCUCUGGAUAAAGUCCAGACAGAGUCAUCGCGUGUAUCUCUGAAGAGAUCGUCUGAGAUCAAGGCUCGGACGGAUGUUCUGAGGAGCACUGUGAUUGAGUCUGUGGACCCUUCUUUUAGCGGAAUCAAACAACAGCUGCAGGGGAAAACCCAAGAGCUGGCCGCGCUGACGGAGAUGGAGCUUCGUGCUAAAUGGGAGCAGGCUCUCGCCCCGCAUUACGAUGUUAUGGUUGUUGUGCUGAAUCCGGUAAUAGAGGAUGAGGUUGAUUUGCAGAAGUACUCCAAGAUUCUCCCAAUACACACAAUGCGCUUGGGCGUGGAACUAGACUCUUUCAACGGACAUCACUACAUCUCUACAGUAGCUCCUGAGGGCCCAGUUGCAAAACAUGGGAUACUUCGACCAGAGGAUGAACUUCUGGAGGUCAAUGGGAUGCAGUUGUAUGGGAAGUCCAGACAGGAAGCUGUUGCAUUUCUCAGAGAGGUUCCUCCUCCCUUCACUUUCGUUUGCUGCCGACACCUUGCUGAGGAGGGCAGCGAUUAUCACCCUGAAUCUGAAGAGUCAGCCUUGAGAGAGUAGAGGGUUGAGGAGGAGGAAGAGGAUGAAGGGGAGCUGGAUCUCUGGUCUCCAGAAGUUAAGGUGCUGGAACUGGAGAAAGGAGAACAAGGACUUGGCUUCAGCAUACUAGACUAUCAGGACCCUUUGGAUGUUGCAUGCUCUGUUAUUGUCAUCCGUUCCCUGGUGCCUGGAGGGAUGGUGGAGAAUCACUUUGGGCUUCUCCCUGGAGACCAGUUGGUUUUCGUUAAUGACACUCAUCUGGACACAUGCUCUCUGGCACAAGCAGUUGAGGUCCUCAAAACAGCUCCACCUGGGAAGGUCUACCUUGGAAUCAGAAAACCAGUGGUGGACUUUGAAAAUGGCUCCAUCUUAUCUGACGACCUGGACGAGGAGCCAGAGCUGAUCUUGGACACCAAACCGCGCUACGCCUCUCCCCUCACCACUGUUGACCUCCUGCCUGGCUUGAAGAGAGAGAUGGCUGUGGAUGAAGAAGAUGAAGAGAAACAGAGUGUGUUCACAGAGGAAGACAAUGAUUUCAGCACAAUCGUUGAGCGCAUACAGCCGCCAGAACUGCUGCUCCCGUGGAUUUCCCUCAGUGAGCCUUUGUCAUGGGUGGAGGCAGCCGACAGUGAGGCAGACUCUGACUCCAGGAAUGGAAGCUCAGAACUCACCUUGACCGACACCGACACUGAGUCUAUGCAGCUAAUGUCCUUUGACAACAGGACGAAGGGGAGAAACCUGGGGGCUGGUGUUCCAGUAAUCAGAGGAGGCCACAGUAACCUACCAGAGAGAGAGGAGGGAGAGGGUGAGGAGACACCUGCAUUCAGUCACUGGGGUCCACCACGCAGAGUGGAGGUGUGGCCAGAGCAGCAGGAGUCUAUGGGUAUCAGCAUAGUUGGUGGGCAGACCGUUAUAAAGCGACUGAAGAACGGAGAAGAACUGAAGGACAUUUUUAUUAAACAGGUGCUGCCUGAUAGCCCAGCUGGACAAACAGGUGCCCUUAAAACAGGAGACAAGAUCUUACAGGUGUCUGGAGUAGAUUUGCAGAACGCCAACCAUGAGGAGGCAGUACAGGCCAUCAAAGCGGCCCACACUCCCGUGGUCGUCAUCGUGCAGAGCCUGACCUCCACACCACGGCCUGUCUCUGUGAUGGCCUCCAGCAUAAGACAGCACAAGGCUAAGACAAAAGCCGCCCAGCAGACAGCAGGACAGACCAGCGGCCCUCCGCCCAUGCGUCUACCCCCACCCUACAGACCCCAGAGCCUUGUGAAAGAGGAGGAACAGCAGGAGAAAGAGAGGGAGGAUGAGGUGCAGGCAAGAGAGGUGAUCAGGCACAGGUACGCGGACCUGCCGGGAGAGCUGCUGAUCGUGGAAUUGGAGAAGGAUCAGAGUGGCUUGGGACUCAGCCUGGCCGGAAACAGGGAUCGGUCCUGUAUGAGCAUUUUUGUGGUGGGGAUCACACCUGGAGGACCAGCCAGCCGCGACGGCUGCAUCAGAGUGGGCGAUGAGCUGUUGGAGAUAAACAACCAGGUGUUGUAUGGCAGAAGCCACCAGAAUGCGUCGGCCAUAAUAAAAAGUGCUGCGUCAAAGGUCAAACUCGUGCUGGUCAGGAAUAAAGAUGCUAUCAAUCAAAUGGCAGUCCCUCCCUUUCCUUCUCAGCAUUCAUCUAUCUACCCUAAUGAGGCACAUCACAAUACGUCAGUGGUUCCAGCUUUGCCAGAGAAGCCACAGUUGCCCGAGAGCCUCCCUCUCAGCAGAAGCCCACCAGAGCCGCCACUGAUCAAGGAGCAUCCCAGCGUGGUUUCAGCUGUGAGCCUCACACCGAUAGAACCAACACAGAAGCGUGUCAGAGAGGGAGAGUCAGCUUUAAAGAAGCUGAAGUCUUCAGACAAAGUGCUGGUCUCUACAAGUGAACAGGCACUCAGACCUAAUGUGGAACAGAUCACCAGUCUUCCCAAAAACCAGAGAAAUUCUGCUAAGGCCACGACAGGUUCUCUGGAGGUCACGUCCCAGGGAUCAUCCGCAACAGUCUCUGGCACCAGCCCUGACCUCGAGUACUGUAGCAAAGACCCUGCUACAUGUCCCAUAGUUCCAGGACAAGAGACGGUUAUUGAGAUUUCUAAAGGCCGAUCUGGACUUGGUCUCAGUAUUGUUGGGGGCAAAGAUACUCAGCUGGAUGCCAUAGUGAUUCAUGAAGUGUAUGAGGAGGGGGCAGCGGCACGGGACGGUCGACUCUGGGCAGGUGAUCAAAUCCUCGAGGUAAAUGGAGUGGACCUGCGCAGCGUGGGUCAUGAAGAUGCGAUAGCUGCUUUGCGGCAAACACCGUCUAGAGUGCGUUUGACGGUUCUGCGUGAUGAAGCCCAGUAUAGGGACGAGGAAAACCUGAACAUGUUCCGUGUGGAGCUCCAGAAAAGAACCGGCCGCGGGCUGGGCCUGAGUAUUGUUGGUAAGAGAAACGGUAAGGGUGUGUUCAUCUCAGAGGUGGUGAAGGGUGGAGCAGCUGAUCUGGAUGGCAGACUGAUGCAGGGAGAUCAGAUCAUGUCUGUGGGUGGAGAGGACAUGAGACAGGCCUCACAGGAGACCGUCGCCGCCAUCCUUAAGUGUGCCAGGGGAAAGGUACUGUUGGAACUGGGCCGACUGAAGGCUGCUUCUUGGAUCUCAUCCAGAUGCACUUCCCAGAGAAGUCAGAUGAGUCAUGUGAGCGCCAAAAGCAGCACCCCCACUCCCACGCCCCCUGUCGCGGCCCCACCCCGCUCUCAAACCCUCAACAACAACAGUCGAGCCAUCACUGAACCCAACGGCAAAAGCACAGGGACAGAAUCAGGCCUCCGCACAGUUGAGAUCACACGGGGUCCCACAGAUGCUCUUGGUGUCAGUAUAGCGGGUGGUAAGGGCAGUCCGCUUGGCGACAUCCCCAUCUUCAUCGCUAUGAUCCAGGCCAACGGCAUGGCUGCCAAGACACAUCGCCUCAAAGUAGGUGAUAGGAUUGUUAGCAUUAAUUCUCAGUCUCUGGAUGACUUGACACACGGGGACGUCGUAAAUAUGCUGAAGAAUGCUUAUGGCACCAUCGUUCUCCAGGUGAUCGCCGACACCAACAUCAGUGCCAUAGCCAGUCAAGUGGAGAGUCUGUCCAGUAGCUCCGCCCCCAGCACAAGCCCAGAGGUCCAGCCAGUUGAACCAGAGGCCCCAAAGCCAAAAAACAUUACUCUGGAGAAGGGCUCGGAGGGACUGGGCUUCAGUAUCGUAGGCGGAUUUGGUAGUCCACAUGGAGAUCUUCCCAUCUAUGUAAAAACAGUCUUCGGCAAGGGGGCAGCAGCAGUGGACGGGCGUCUGAAGCGUGGAGACCAGCUCCUGUCGGUGAACGGAGAGAGUCUGGAGGGAGUCACACAUGAACAAGCUGUGGCAAUACUGAAGAAACAGAGAGGAUCCGUCACGCUGUCUGUGCUCUCCUAACACACAAACACCCAUAUUAAAGGGACAGUUCACCCAAAAAUGAAUUUCUGUCAUGUACUCACUCUCAUAUUAUCUCAUACCUGAAACUGUCCCUUUAAGGACCACAAACACUGAAAAACACAAACACUCCAUUCACAUGUCUUAAAGAGACUUUUUGCUCAAAUCACAUCAGCGAUGGCCAUCAUUUGGACCCUUUACCUCCUGAUAUGGUCUGUUAUGAGGUCGUGAGGACUGAUGGAGAGAGACUGUUUGCACUUGAUGCCGUCUUCACCUCUUUACUCUUGUGCACCUGGUAUUUUAAAUCAUAAAGGGAAAUCACACAUGUAUUGUGUCUGCACAACAUUGUAUUGUCUUAGUCUUUGGACCUGUAGCUGCUCCAUUUGUAGGUGAAUUAUGUGGUAAUAUUAGAGAUGAUUAUUUUAAUGGAGUGAGUGCUGGUAACUCAAGACCAGGAGAUAAAUUUGGAGUAGCAUAUAUAAGACACGCACUAAUACACACACACACACACACACACACACACACUUCUUUUCAAACUCCAUUUGAAAUGAUGAUUUCAGUCUAAAUAAGACAACUUUUAGUUCUACUAAUUUCUUGAUUCAAACUGAGGUACACACAAACACACAACAGACAUUAUACACAGACUAACUCACAACAUUCGCAAGAAAUCAGAUUACUUUUCGUAAUAAAUGUAGUUGGUUUGAUUACUUCAUGGAUAUGCAUUAAAAGGGACACAGAUAUAUAGUUGAAAAUGGUUGUAAAUGUGCCUUGGAACAGGCAGAUUCGAUUGGGAUGUUUUAUUGGGUUUUUUUUUUAGCCAGUAUUAGAUAAUGUAUUAAGAUCAUAUCAAUAAGACUUUGUGCAGGGUAGCUUUAUGGAUAUUUCGCAGAACAGUUCACCCAAUUUAAAUUCUGUAAUCAUUUACUCACCCUCAUGUUGUUCCAAAAGUGUAUGUUUUUUGUUGUUGUUGUUGUUGUUGUUGUUUUUUUCUCAGUGGAACACAAAAAGAGGUGUUUUGCAGAAUGUUGAUGCUGAUUUUUUUUCCCCCAUAAAAUGAUGUCAGGGGCUGUCGAGCUUAAAUUUCGAGUACAAAUAUCAUAAAUCAACCUGGUUUUAUAGAAUCAGGUUACUAUAUUUUUUUGGCAAAAUGAACUGUUAAAAAAAAAUGAACAUUAGAUGUGCUACAACAACAAUUACUUUUAUUACCUUUCACACAAAUCACAAGUAAAACGGCAAAUUUUCAGUUUGUAAACACUUUUCGCCCUGUUCAUCACAAAAUUGCGCAUGACUUGUAAGACGAUAAAUUACGAACUUGUUCAAACAUUAUCAAAUUGCAUGCUAGCAUUGCACUUGCAAUUCAUGGGACCGGGAUACGAAUCAUGAACGAUUUGGACAAAAAAAAAAACUCAAAUUGUGAUUAUUUUGAAUAAAUAUUUCAUUUUGAACUGGUGAUAUGAUAAGCAUUUUAACCAAAAUUAACCCAUGUUUUACCAAUGUUUUGCCCAUGCCAUUGCCCAUUAAACCAUGUUUUGCCCAUGCUGACCGGAAAUACUGUUCUAGAAAUGGUAUUCAAACUUGAGGCCUCUUAAAAAGAACCAAACUAAAUAAAUAAAUAAAACAGUGAAACACAGUGGAAAAAAAACAUUAUCACAUUGCAUCUAUCCACUGUGUACAUUUUUGUUGGGGGGGAGUCUAAUUUAAUUUGUGAAAGGGUCAGCUCCCUUUUCAUAAUUUUUUUUUAAACCCAGUCAACUUGAGUAUCAUAUUUUUGUAGUAUAACAAAAAUAAGUUCUGAAAUUAUUAUAAAAGUAUAGUUUUAUUUUAUAAUAAUAAGAAUAAUUACAAUUAUUACUAUUCAUUGGUAAUGUAUUGCUUGCAGCAUUGCUUUGCAGCCUUAAGCCUUUAUAUUAGUGGAAGCUUUUAUUAUGGCGGGAAACGGAAUGAACUGAAGUUUCGGUUGUUUGUAGCUUAGUUGUCAACAGCAUUUUAAUAUAGUGAAAUGCUCUCAUCUCCCUUUCUGUCCACAAAAACCCAGUGUCAUGGGGUUAUUUUAGAUUUGUAAAGUAUAUUUCAGUGGCCAAACAUAUGUGAAAUUACGCAAAUGUGCAAUUAAAGUGAACUUGGAGCACUUUAAAAAUAAUGCGCUCAGUGCACGUUAACACAAACAGCUGCGCAAAUAAAUGCAGAACAGUGUGAAGCAUGUUCAGAAUAUUUAUUUAAUGAAAAUGCAGCCCUCUUGGUUUGAUAAUCGCACUGGGUCAUAUGGUGAUUUCGAUUUUAUUUUGAUUAAUCGUUCAGCCCUACUAUUCGUUAGGUUUAGAUUGAAAGUUUAGGGUAGGGAGGUUGUUGAUUUAAAACUCGAUAGAGCAUUAACCUUAAAAACCUUAUCUGCUUGCUUUUAGCGCCACACUGUGGACAUUUCUCAUUGGAACUGCAGCAAUACACGUAAGGAACCACUUAAUGUCAUUGAGCAAAAAUGUCGCCACAGUCACGUAAUUUUCAUGAGAUCAGGCUGUCAUAAAAGAAGUCUGUAUAGCUUGUGCACUACAUUACAAGUCUUCUGAAGCCAUACGAUAGCUUUGCAUAAGGAACGGACAGAAAUUCAUUUGAUGAUUUUGCUUCAUGAGGUUGAAUAAAUAAUGACAGAAUUUCCAUUUUGAGGUGAACUCCUCCAAUUAUAUUGCUGUAGCAGGAUUUCAAAUUGCUAUAGUCAAACCUCUACUGAUAUACUGUAUGUUGUUGCACAGAAAUUCUUACGAAUAACAUAGAUUUUUUUUUUUUUUUUUUUUACAUUUUUAUAACUAUUAAUUCAGUUGCACACAUUUCUAGUGUUUAAUUGUAAAAAAAAAAAAAAAAAGUUUUUCCUUUGUGGGACAUGAUUUUGCAUUGCUAUUGUCUCUGUGAAGAUGUCUAGUAUGACACCUCGUCUCAGUGUAUGCGUGCCUCACAAUAUGAGGAUAUCCUGUGUCAGUCUGUCUUCUAGAGGAAGUGUUUCUGGGUCUCCAGGCUGUAGACAGCAUGUGGCAACCCUAUCCAGACCGUCUCAUCCACUAGGAUUUUGUAAGCAUAUAGAAGCAUACAUUGUCCUCUCAUACAAUGCCUUGAAUUCUCAUGCCAUGUGGACAGUGUGUUAUAACCCGUCUACUCCUGCAUCCCUUUAAAAAACCUGCCUGUGUCUCUUAUGCCUGUCUUCCCGUCUUGAAUCACCUUUCAAACUAAUGCAACUCAGUCUGCUGUCUUCCUUCUAACUUUGCUAGAUCUUUAGAUUUAGGCUGUGAACCACAAAACUGACUUGAAUCAUGUUGAUCGUUAAAGGGUUAGUUUAGCCAAAAAAUGGCAAUUCUGUCAUCAUGUUGUUCCAAACCCACAGAAAAAAAGAAAGUCAUACUGGCUUGGAACAACGUAAAUAGAGAAUUUUCAUUUUUUGGUGAAUUUGAAAACAUUUGUAGUACCUUUCUAUCAGUCAUUGUUUCCGUCGAAUAUCACUGUAAUAAGUCCAAAGAAACCAUUUAGUACAGUUCAUACAUUCAAUACAAAAAGCUAAGCCUGAAAUAAAGCUGAUUUAUCAACAUAUACAAAAUGAAUGUGAAUUCAUUUAUUAAGUAUCAGUUAUCCAAUGUGCGGGACAUUUUUUUUUUUACUUUUGACUUCUAAAUUGUUGUUAUGAAAUAAAAAAAAAUACAGUGGGGUUCAACUUCAUAAGUCUGUAUUUUUCUAAUUAAAAAAGAAAUCGUUGAUUUUCAGUAUAACAAUUUGAGUGAAAAGUUGAAUUGAAAAAAGUAAGGAAAUCUGACCUUUUUUACAGAGUCAAGAAAAAUAUUGUUGAAUCAAAAUUGAAUGUUAUUCAUUUGUACACUCAAAAAUAUAUUUUAGACUAUUUUUAAGAUUUAUAUAUACUUAACAAAAUUCCAUCAAUUGUGUCAUAUUUACCAACAUUAAAUGAUUAAAACUUAAAAUAUUUAGAAUACUCAAUACAAUAUUGAAAUAUGCAAAUCUUAAAAUUAUUUUUUUCAUUGCUUGUCAUAAUGUUUGUUGUAAAUCCUCAAACCUAGUUUAUUUCUAGGUUUGUGUGUUUUUCUAUCUUUGCCUAUUUAUAAUUCUUUGUUUGUAAAAAUAUAUUUUUAGAACUAUUUAAAGUAAUAGUUCACACAAAAAGGAAAAUUCUCUCAUCAUUUACUCACCCUCACGCCAUCCCAGAUGUGUAUGACUUUCUGUCUUCUACAGAACACGAAUGAAGAUUUUUAGAAGAAUAUUUCAAGAAACAAAAUCCAAUACUAGCCAUGUCUGCAUUAGCUUAUUAGCAUAUAUUGUUUUUAUUAUUAUUAUUAUGAUUGUAUAGAGGCUUGAGAGCAAAUUUCUGAAAUACAGUGUGUCUGAUAUUAUGUUAAUAUGCAUAAAGUACAACGAUACAACAGACAGUACAAUAAAUGGCUUCUACGAUCAACUACAAUUAAUGUUUAAAGUUAAAGUUAUUCUACAAAAAAGAAAACAGAGCAAACCUUCGGUACAAGUUAAGCUGUGUCAGCAAUUAAAAUUAUACAGUAUAUUCAACAGAUUACAGCAGCAAUCAGAGUUAAUAUGGGGUGCUGAUUCAGCUGAUUAUAGUGUAGAUAUUUCCUUAAAGUUACAUGACAGUUAUGUUUUCAUCCGUUUGGUGAACAGUGAUGUUUUCGUUCACUUGAGUACAUUCACUUCUCCUGAAAAACAAGCAUUGCAGUUCCACUGUUUAAAAGAGAAACAUGUUUCAAAAGAAAUUUUUACAAAUUUUCAGCAUGAUUUUCUCAUUCUGACUUACAGUAUGAAAGUAAAUUGAUUUACGAAAAUGAUUUGUUUUUAACAAGUUAAACAUUACUUGUAAUCUUGGAAAAACGAGUGUAAAUUUAACAUCAAAACAUCACAUCAAACAUAAUUUUAACGUAUUACAAACAUAAAUAUACCACAUAUCGCAGCUCAGAUGAGACACCCAGUUUUAAUUUUUCUCAGGCCAAAUAAACAUUGGCGAUUUUGAUCAUGGGUAAAUUAUGUGUAUUUCAUGACCAGGUUUUGUACAGAUAUGUGUAUUUCUUUUCCCAGUUACUUGUCUAGACAAUUGAACCACUGAAAGGUUCUGUAAUGCUUUAUAAAAUAUUGAUAACUGCAUUGUUGAGGUAUUACCUGACUGCAUCAAGCCUAUUUUCAUAGGUUGGUGAUCCAUUAGUCAUGGUGUAUUCAUUGGGCAUCACUGCUUCUGGUUUGCUUUAGUCAACAAUAGACUUUUAUUUACACAAAUCUGAUUCCAGAGACUAUUUGCUAAAUACAAUAUAUCACAUAACCGUAGAAAUGAUAUUUGCUUAAAUCAACAUUUGUUGAAAACAUUAAUAGACAUUAUUACAUAAUGUUUAUAUUCAAGUAAUUUGACAUUUUAUGAAACUUUUCAUAUAUUUUAACUAACUAUUAAUGAACAAAACUUUAACGUUUAUCAAAACUUUGCACUUAAUCUUGGUUAUUACGAAUUUUUGGCAUAAAUUAUAAAUUUUUACAUUACAUUUUUAGUAUAAUGUAUCUACAUUACAUUAGUUAAUGCAUUAUGAACUAACAACUAACAAUUGUGUUUACAUAAAUUAAUCAUGAUUAAUGAAUGCUGUUAAAGUAUACAGUAUUGUUCAUUGUUAGUUCAUGAGCAUACAUCUAGAACCUCAUUGUAAAGUGUUACCAGAAAUUCUACAAUAACCACUUAUCUGUUAAUGUUUGUAAAUGACAUACUAAUGAAAGUUAUAAUAAAGUGUUAUCACAUUUUUUUUUUUUUUUAUGC